Acaulospora morrowiae is the source of this 174-nucleotide messenger RNA. The record is from the annotation of a GenBank genome assembly. Lineage: Eukaryota; Fungi; Glomeromycota; Glomeromycetes; Diversisporales; Acaulosporaceae.
CGUGAUGCUGAAGCCACCCCCUACUACUACUACAAGCGUGAUGCUGAAGCCACCCCCUACUACUACUACAAGCGUGAUGCUGAAGCCACCCCUUACUACUACUACAAGCGUGAUGCUGAAGCCACCCCAUACUACUACUACAAGCGUGAUGCCUCUCCCUACUACUACUACUAA